Messenger RNA from Ochotona princeps (American pika), 942 nucleotides. Its product is annotated as olfactory receptor 5AL1. Gene Ontology annotation, molecular function: olfactory receptor activity; G protein-coupled receptor activity; odorant binding. The transcript has 2 exons. The coding region runs from base 1 to 942 and encodes 313 amino acids. Gene Ontology annotation, cellular component: membrane. Gene Ontology annotation, biological process: sensory perception of smell; G protein-coupled receptor signaling pathway. NCBI's taxonomy places the organism in Eukaryota, Metazoa, Chordata, Mammalia, Lagomorpha, Ochotonidae. The record is from RefSeq and is a predicted model, not a curated record.
AUGACAGAAGUCAAUCAAUCGUCAGUGUCUGAGUUCAUCCUCUUGGGGCUUACAGACACUCCGGAGCUUGAAGUUAUUCUCUUUGGUGUGUUCCUGGUGAUCUAUUUAGCAAGUGUCGUUGGAAAUCUCGGUUUGAUUGUGCUAAUCCAAAUCAGUGCUCAGCUUCACACACCUAUGUACUUUUUCCUCGGUCAUUUGGCUUUUGUUGAUUUUUGUUAUACCUCUUCAGUCACACCAAACACACUGGUGAAUUUUUUGCGUGAAGUUAAAAGCAUAAAGUUCUAUGCCUGUGCCGUGCAGGUCUGCUGCUUCAUCACAUUUGUGGUGUGUGAAAUGUACUUGCUCUCAGUGAUGGCAUACGAUCGGUAUGUGGCCAUCUGCAACCCUUUGCUUUAUGUCAUUCUCAUGCCUCGGAGACUCUGUGUUGGAAUGAUUGCUAGCACUUACAUUUACGGAGUCACUGUGGGUCUUGCACAGACAGUGGUAACAUUUAACUUGUCCUUUUGUGGCUCCAACUUGAUCAACCACUUCUACUGUGAUGAUGUUCCCUUAAUUGCUCUGGCCUGUUCUGAUACUCACAUCAAGGACUUGAUGCUGUUGAUCAUUGCUGGGUUUAAUACCCUUUGCUCUCUAGCGAUUGUGGUAAUUUCUUAUGUAUUCAUCCUUUUUGCUAUCCUGAGGAUCCGCUCUACAGAAGGAAGGCAGAAAGCAUUUUCAACAUGUGCCUCCCACCUGGCCUCCAUUAUGAUAUUUUAUGGAACAAUACUUUUUAUGUAUCUACAGCCCAAGUCAAGCCAUUCUCUGGACACGGAUAAAUUUGCCUCUGUGUUUUAUGUAGUCGUGAUUCCCAUGUUAAACCCACUGAUUUAUAGCCUGAGAAAUCAGGAGGUUAAGCAGGCACUAAAGAGAAUCACAGAAAAAUUGUGCUUGGCGAUCAAAUAG